UGCUAAUACCAUGUAAACAAAUGAAGCCCAUUUGCUUGUAUAGUACAGCGAAUCAUCACAACGGAGUGGAGGAGCAGUAUAACUUCAUUCACAAUUUUUCGUAGAUAGAAAUUGUUCAUGAGAUGUUCAUUGGACAUCUCUAGCCUGUUCUUGAUUUUCGAAUAUUACCAAGAGCUGCAGCGGAACUGCGGAAACGCAUUUGAAAUUGCUCGAAGUGAGGUUGCAUCGCGUGAAGGUUUCUGUAUCUUGCCUUCAGUGGUUUCUAUCUUAAAGCGGUGGACCUGGGUGCGUGUAUUCCUAGUGCGUGUGGCGGUAGUCGUUCCAACAGUCCUAUAAGGUGUAUGAGGCCGAAGGACCUUAAAUAUGUGAUACGCGUGCAUAUUGUUACCAACAGCUUGGAACGGAGCUGGUGCUCACAAUGACCAAGACUUUAGAAAAGGAGUUUCAUGCCCUGUUCAGGCCACCACCAGCAUCAACUGAGAGGCGAAAAGAUGCACGAAACCGGAUCGGCAAACCCCCUAAGGGGCUUGCAGAGAAAGGCGGUGUGUUGGCGAGUAGUUCGGAACAGGGUUUCCAUCCCCUCGACCAUCGGGCCUUUCUCGAGCUCCGGCCAAACCCAUCACCGUUUGCCAUAUUUGCUGCGAUUCGAGCUUGCAUUCAGGCUGCGGAAAGGCGGUCCGGAAUUUCCGACAAAGUCGCCCACCAAAAAGCGGACGGGGAUUCGUCUGUGGCAGACAUUUCCGAUGACAAAAAAACGACGCAAGGCGUUCUCCCGUUACCGCGCCUAGUUGUGAUGGGCAUCCACGGAAUGCUGGAUGUAAUUCGGGACAGUUGUCAGGAACAUCCUGAUCUAUGUGCUCGUGCUCUACGGGGCUUGUUUGACACUUUGCAGGGUCUGGCUCCUGAGGUGAUGAGAAAUGAGCCUCGCGAGGCGAUAGAUAAAUUAUUUUCGUUGAUGCUGGAACUGUCAUCUAUGGAUGAAGUGUCUCCGGAGUUGAGCUCGAUCUCAUCGGGAUGUCUCAUAUCAUUGGCUAUUGCAUCAGGAGAGACGGCCAAACUUCUAGCAGCUGCUAACUGUCUGCUGUUAACAUUACCUGACAACUCCGCUCAAACGCGUGUACUGCCGACUCCACUGAUUUUAGUAGGAUUGCAGCGUUCCCUUCAUUCAAUGCUAACUGGUGCCCCGGGUCGUCCUUUGCCUCGGUGGUUUCAUCUUGGGAUACCCCCGCUACCAACUGACUCAUUUCAAAUAAAUCUUCCAUUAGAGCUAGAUUCUGGUAAAGACUCGAGCCGAAGGGAAUCACCGUGUUCCCUUGCAUCAGACGGUCGAUUCAUUUACCUUUUGCAGUCCGGAGCUCUUUACAAAAUUAGUAAUGGAUUCGGAGAUUCCAUUGAGGGCAACGUAUUAGUGAUGAACCGUCAUCUGGGACGCUCUGAAGGCGUCGUGUGGGUUGGUGUUGUGGCUGAUGAUUUGGUGGGUGUAGCCAUGGAAUCGGAAAUUAACGGCGUGAGUGCUAACAAAGGCUCGAUGCGAAAAGGGACAUACUCGAUUGUUUUCCUGGAUAAAGAUACUCUCCAAGUUUCGCGUCGGAUGUCGCUUGCCAGCGGAAUGACGAUUCCACUAGUAAACACUCUGUUCAGCGACGGCCAGUCGGUGUGCAGUAUUUUGCCCCAUGAAGAAGCAUUUUCGAUUCAGACGAUAUUUCGGCCACUCACGGCCGCCGAAGACAGUGAUGAGCCGAUACGAGCGACGGCAGCUCCGAUGUCAGCUGCAACUGCGUCAGAAGCUUCCCGAACCGCUGAAAUGCUGCUCAAACUAACAAAAAAGUCGAUGCUCGUUUACGGCCACGGUAUCAUUGCCGACAUCAGUAGGAGCGAUAUAGCAAGCAAACAACUUCAAGCUCAGGUGGGAGCUGGAUGUGGCGGGCAACCACCGCAGUCCAAACAGCAUCAAUUCGCGUCGAAGCAAGCUUCGGCACUUCAGCAGGAUGACAGUAAAAUGCCAAUCGUUCUUUCUGCUGUAUUAGGCGCUGGUUCAGAAUCAGAGGAAGCUGACAUUGUGGCUUGUGGAAAGGAUUUCGCUCUGGUGCGUGGAGCUGCUGGAACUAUGUGGGCAGCUGGUCGUGUAGCAGCUCUUGGAAUAAAGCAAGGGUCGGAUCGAUGGCCUAGCAUGAAUUUAUCCGCCCGAAGGGUUGCCGUAGGUCACGAUGGAAGUCAUGCGGUUUUUCUCGCUCCUGAUGGAGCCGUCUGGUUCGCUGGAACAGCACGUCGAGGCGAAGAUGGUGAUCCUGUCAAAGGAAAACGACAGCCCAAAACCACCAAACCAAGGAAAAUCACAAAGCUUGAAGGUGUUGAGGCAGUGGACGUCGCUUGCAAUAAUGGGACAACGGCUGUGGUAACGUCAGCUGGCGAUUUGUUGAUGUUCGGAAAGGACGCAGCAGGUCAUACGGAGCCGAACACGGGUCUCGUUGCAGGAGUUAAAGACGUGAUGCAAGUAUGUCUGGGAAAGGCCCAUGUAGUGGCCGUAACUCACUCGGGAGCUGUGUACACAUUUGGUGUGAACCAUAAAGGGCAGUGCGCGAGGGAGCUGGCUGCGGGGUGUUCUAUCUCUGCUACUGGAUCCGCGGAUAUUUCAGAGGUGUCCAUUACUACGGCGAGCAGUGCUGAUUCGUUAGUUGAUGUCGAAGGUGCAGUAGCGACUAUAGGAUCCGGAGACGAGCAGGGCCCGUCUGGGGGUGUUUCCGAUGGUUCACUCAGAGAAGUUCAGCCAGUUCUUGGCGGCUGUCCGCCCCACCAGUUUGUAUCUCAAAAUUGCCGCAUCUGCACCGGGUGCUUUCAAUGCACGGGUUAUGGAUCACAUUGUAUAGCCUCGAUGAGCUUACCCCCCGGCGCUCAGAGACUACCCGGCGGCCAAUGCGGUUGCGGCGUGGGUGAUGGGGGAUGUAUUCAUUGCGGACUUUGUCAAGUUUGUUGCACCCCACGCGAGGACGGCGCCCCUUCCGCUGUGGUUCUUUUGCCAUCCCCAGCGUCCGGGCAAGCCGAUGCGCCGCCAUCGGCUGCAACCGCGACAGCUGGACAAGUGACCGAAUCGAUAGUAUCUGGGCCACCUGCCCAGGCUGCAGCUCCGUUUGUCGCUACUGCUUCCUGUGAACAAAACCAAAGACUGGCCGCAGCUAUGAAUACGUUAGCCGGUAGCGGAGUAAAUGCUCUUGGAUAUCCUCCUGGGGAAAUUGCAGCAAUUUAUCGAAAAAAUCAGGAACGAAUGCGUCGACGCGAAGAGUACUCUCCAUCAUAUUCACGGCUGGUGAGGGAACGAGAACGUGAACGGGCCGUCGGAGGCGAAGAUGGUGGUCUGGUUUGCGGGGGCCGGAGACAUCACGUGAUGAAGCUUCUCAAUAAGGUUGCCCGAGAUACGCCUCUGCAUAAAGUUAUGGUUGGAAACGAUGCUCGCCUGGCUAGCGGAGCGAUUUUAGGGAAUGGCUCUUCAUGCCUACUUGGAGCUGCAGCUGGAUUACGGGGGGCUUCCGGCUGCGACUCACGUCAAGAUCUGCCUUCGCUCUGUGGUGCUGCGGGUAAUGGCCCGAACCAUUCGAGUUCUGGAAAUGGGGCGCAGUACAUUGGAGGGCCUUCCGGACAUGCGGUAAUGGGUGGAGGUGACUUAGACGGGGGGAAGCUUGCGUCGCUACCCCCUGUUAAACUGAACAUCGCUAACAAAGUGAUCCAAGCGGCCACCGGCGUACAUCAUACGGUACUCCUGUUGGAAAACGGCAGCGUGUUAACAUUUGGAAGUAAUCAACAUGGCCAGCUUGGACAUGGUACUAGGUCACUGCGAGGUGCGCCUGGCCCAUUACAGGGGAUUCCCUCGGGAAUGCGGGCCGUACAAGUUGCAGCUGGAAGUAAUCACACCGUUUUAUUACUCGCCAAUGGUGCAGUUUAUACUUGUGGAAACCCUCUGAAUGGCCAGCUAUGCCGAUCAGAGGAGGAUUCUGGUAUUACGUUAUCAUCGGACGUGCUGUGGCACGCGGUAGCCGGCCCUGUGCCCGGCAUCGGAGCGCCACAACCACGACGCGCCACUUGGGUCGGCGCAUCAGGCGAUCACACUUUUAUCCGAAUAGACGAGAACCUGAUCGAUGCCAGGUGUCUGUCUCAGGCUCGUGUUACGGGAACACGUCACCUUAUCACAUUGGUGCCUGACGCCUCAUCAGGUUCAGACUACAGCUCUCUGAUGGUACAGCGUGCCAGUGGUCAGUGCAGAGGCCACUUUGGGUCUCACUCCGUGGGCAGUGACAACUGCCUUGUGCUUGAUCACAUCUAUGACGUCUUAUGGAGCUACAAGCAUUCAUCGAGGACUGUUAGCGUAUACCACACUGUACCUGGCCUUCCACUGCCUGCCACUGUACCUUCGCAGAGUGAAUUCGAAAUUAGCCGCCAACACGCUGCGUUGAGUCUGGUUCGUUUCGUAGAGUUGGCUGCCUCACACUCACAAGAACAGUUGGAAAGCUCAGCUGUAUUACCCGCAGCAGCAAGCUCCGCGGGUGUCGGAACUGGUAAAAGCAGUGUUGCAGGUCCUGCCGCACUGAUGGCAAGGAGAACUUUUACCAAUAACGAUUACCUAGUUGUGAACCGCUUUGAGAACCAUGGUGGUGGCUGGGGCUACUCGGGACAGUCAAUUGAAGCCAUUCGAUUCAUGUGCGACGCGGAUAUCAUACUUGGUGGAGUGGGCCUAUUUGGCGGUCGAGGAGAAUACACGGCAAAGUUGCGCGUCCUCGACCUUGGCGAAGACGGUGGAGAUCAGGAAGGAGACGGUGAACUUCUGGUCGACCUUGAUGAUCAGGCAUACGAAUGCCCGGCCAGACAAAAACAUCCGUUGCUUCUUGAUGUACCUAUCGCCUGUCAGGCUCAUCGUUGGUAUCUUGUAUGGGCUAGAAUCGCUGGUCCCUCGUCGGACUGCGGCUCUAUGGGUCAAGCAAUGGUGGUGACGGAGGACCAGGUGACCUUUUAUUUCAAGGGGUCCAAGCGUUCAAAUAAUGGAACGGAUGUUACUGCGGGUCAGAUACCGCAGUUGCUAUAUCGUCUUGCAUGCCCCGAAGCCCAAAGUGGAACUGGUAUUUCAGGUUUUACUGCGGGAUCGGAUGAGGAAGCACCCGUCUAUCGCUUAAGUAAAGACUUCUCCACAAGCAUUGACGCUGGAUGCUUCCAUUCGUUGCUUACGCUCAUCGAAUGGAUUUGGACUGAAUUACAAGAAGGUCCAUGCGUGAUUGCGGAACGUCUGUCCGAGCCAGUUCUAAGCUUGCUUCGGCAGUACGUCUCGCAAGUGCAUCCACAUUUGGUUACGUCAUCAUCAGCGUCAUUGGAACCUAUUUGCCGAGCUCUAUGGCUUUGCCGGAAAAUGCUAAAGAAAGUGCUUACAACAGGUUCAAAAGGAAGGCCUGCUCUUGAACAAUUCGUUAAAGAGAGCUGCGUAACCUUUUUGCACUGCUAUCAAACGUUUUACCCUACAGAUACAAUAAAGUGGCAGGGACUUGGUGAACUUCUCCUUCAAGAUCAAAAACCUUCUGAGAAGAAACACCAGACAGGUUUGUCUGCAUUAGGUGGAGCAACAUGUUCGUCUGGAAAACAACAGUGUCGUGAUUAUUCUCGGCUUCUUUCGACAAUUCUCGAUGCGCUCAGCAGUGCGCCGCCUGCAUUACUGGCUUCGAUGUUGCCAAAUCAGCUUUCAAAGGUUGUGCUCCAUGAGCGGGCUGUUUCACUGUUGGGAAAUGCAGCUAGUAGUAGCAGCCCGCCAACAAGUCCCAUGUCUUCCACUUUCAAUCACCAGUUACCGUCGACUCGAAGCGAUAGCAGCGAAGUUCCAGUUCUAUACGGAAAGUUACUGAACGACGCAAUGUCGGUACGCGACGACGAGGACAUUCGCAUUCUAGGUACCCUAACGUUUGCUGACGUCGUGGACAAACUGAUCAAGAUCAGCGUCAAUCCUUUGGGGGCUAUACUUGCGGAUGCAGCUAGCAAUGGCAGUGCAGGCUCUAACGGUUAUGCAUCUCACAACGGCGCGGCAAACUCGGCUAGACCUUUGCCGGCGGAUUUGGUGCACAACUCUUGCCGACUAUUGACUUCCAUCGUAUCAGAGAUGGCUGCCCGUGUAAUAGCCGAACGACCUUCAAUGCUGGAUGCAUCUGGUGGACACCAUGUCACCGCACUUAAUCCACUAGUUACCCCAUCUCGAUUUCAACGGCUUCAACCUAAUCGAAGCUGGAAUACCGGUAACGGAAGUCCGGACGCGAUAUGCUUUUCCGUUGAUCGAGCCGGCAUCAGUAUUGCGGGUGCUGUAAUUUACGGAACAUCCAUUGCUAGCCACGAUUGGGUGUACGAACUCGAUCUACAGGACUUUACUGCGGCAGGACCGGCGACAGCAAACGAGCUGCAAGUGGAACGGUGGACGUUGUUGGAGUCAGUUAGCGGCACCUUUGGGCCAGAGGACUGCACUGGCGAAAUGUUCGAAAUCAAGUUCGACCGAGCGGUACCCAUUAAGAAGAAUAUCCGCUAUGCCAUACGACUGCGAAACCACGGCAGUAAAACCAAUAACGGGGACUCUGGUGUCACCCAGGUGAAGGGUCCGGAUAACACAGUGUUCACGUUUUCUGAUUGUACAUUAAGUUACAAUGGAACGAAUCAUUCCCGAGGGCAGAUACCUCAAAUUCUCUAUUUUAAUACACCACAAGCAGCAACUGCAUCCAGUAAUACAAAUGGACCUGACAUCAGUGAUAGCGUGCAUAAUGCAGCUCGUGAUGCAGCCAGCAUGACACUGACUAUUAGCCAAACACUUGUCAACAUUGCGCACGACUAUAUGAAUAAGGCUGUUCAGGUGGGGACACUACAGGACACUGAAAGGCUUACGGCACUAGAGAGUACCAGCCUUGUAUCGCUGUUGUUACCAGCCGUAUUUUCUCAAUUGGUGAAAAUCGCAUCGUCCGACACUUCGGCUGCUGUUCGAGUAUUAAAUCUUGUAAAGAAGUUGCUUGAGAACGUUGUUAAGAUAAACAAAAAGCUUGAAAAGCACCGCGAAGUCGAUUGUCAGCUCGACGAACGCUAUUAUGCUGUGGUCGAAUCAGAUCACCCGUACAAGCCAGCAACCAUCUCCAGGUACCGACUCCAGUUUCCUAAUGAUGUCCAGUGGAUGUCCCUCGAGUUCGAUCCUAAAUGUGGUACUGCACAGGCCGAGGACUAUCUUCACGUCUACUGUGAAGCCAUGAAAGACACAGGGGAUCGUUCGGGAGACAAAGACAAAGAUUUCGAUUCUUAUUGGCUUGUGCUUAAACGGUUUUUCGGAAGCGAUAACUGGCCGACUGGCUCGAUUGUAUUGCCAGGCAAUUCUCUCUUGUUCUCACUUGAGAGCGCGUCCGAGUAUGCCAAAGAUGACAAAAACAGUAACUUUGGAUUCAGAUGCCAGGUAGUGGGUCACGGUAGUUCGGCAGUUCUGCCAAACAGCCUCGCGCACCUGGAGAAGGAGCUGGCCUAUCUCGCGGGGGAGUGUUGCUCUACGUUGCUCUGUCCCGAACCAGUGUUCGUGCACGGUGGCGUCAAAUUUGAUUCAGUGGACGUAGAGUUGUUUCGAAUAUUUCCUCAUGUCCUUGGCAGAGGUUUACCUCUGCAAAGGUGUCCUACGAUUGAAGAAGCCCUUACGAGCACUGUGCCUAUCGAAGCGGAUUGUUUAGAAAAAGCUUUUUUAAAAGAAUUUAUUUCCACUAAACCCGCAUCAUCCGGAGCCAAAUUAGCUAUGUAUCUCCAACCUGAAUCAUUCGUUGACCCCCUCAAAUGUGAGCUGCUGUAUAACAGGGAAGAACUUCAACGAGGAAUAACGUCGUCUGUAACCGUUAUCGUCAAAGAUCAGUAUUCUAAACUAUGUACCGUUCCAAAUCUAAAAGUCGAGAUCUUUGCCGUUCAGCUUAGCUGUGUAACGGCCACCAUAGGACCUCCGGUACGCUAUAAGGGUGAUUCUGCCCUCGGUGGACUGCUCCCACCAACUGAUGUACCCUACGAGGCCACGAUUAAAGACAAGUUUAUUUAUCACGCCAUUACUAUAAUGAAGGCGUAUGAGAGGUACUCGUUCGAAGAGCUGCGUUUGAUGUCACCGUUAAAACGUCAGGCUACGGAGAGUUUAAUGGUGAGUCAAGUCGGAGAUGUGUUUACAGCACACUGGACCCCAUCGUACGUAGGACGUUAUGAGCUCAAAGCGCUUGUCGAUGGCUAUCCGGUUCGAGGGCCUAUUGAAAGUGAUCCAGUAAUUGAGGUUCGAGAAUUACCCCAAGGGGCGACGUUGUCACAGCCGGCCCCUCAAGUUCGUAACAAACUCCAAACUUCGUCAUCAUUAUCUAAAGUCAGAAAGUUCAACACUAAGGAUUCGCAAGGCCUCCGUGUCAGAAGCGCUCCAACGCUUCAGGGAAGACAGAUCGGAACUGUACCUCCUGGAGGAUACAUCACGUUCAUCGAUGCGGUAGAAAAUGAUGAUGGUCUUUGGCUUCGUUUGACACCUGAGUCUGCGCAGCAGCACUGCCGACGGCUGUCACCCUCUCAGGCACAUGAGGCGUGGUGCAUGCAGUACCAUAACCACCUCGGCAAAACUUUACUCAUCCCUGCUGAAGACAAAAGUAGCGCCGAGGACGGCAAGAAUCACCAUCACCACCACAUCAAUGGGAUAAACGGGGGCCAAGAGAGUGUCAGGGAGCAAUUUGUGCGUCGAGGACCAGGUACCUACCAGGUGAUAAAAAGCGGUUCGUCUGGGCACAAUAUUCGAUCGAGGGCAUCCGUGCGUUCUGGUAAUCCAAUCGGUAUGCUUGUCUUAGGGAAUUACGUGACUGUUGUCGAGGAUCUCGUAAACGCCGACGGCCUAUGGCUGAGAUUGUCCAGGGACUCAAUGCAGCAUUACUGUGCCACGGCCGACGGUGAGGCGUGGACACUCGCCCAGAGUACGGCUCUUGGGGGGGGAGGCUGCACGUUUCUGGUGUUAGAAGGUGAGGGUUCAGAUGAGGCGCCCAGUGAGACCGAGGAAACGACAACGACAACCCGCGCUGAAAAGAAUUCCGCAAACAAUAGUAAAGGAUUUGACUUUUCAGCCACGUCACAGGGCUUCUUCACCUUUGGCUCUGGAACUUCGGAUCAUGACGCUUGCUCAUCGGGCUCGGUAAGCCCGUUUGUAUUCGGCAGUCUAUCGUCUACCCCGUCGACGUCGUUGCAUACGUUAAACACCGUUAGCGAGAUGGGUGGCGGACAUGAACAGUCGGAGCCGGGAGCACGGGCGCCCCAGACGACACCACAGCCUCCAGCAUCAUCAAUUGCAUUAUCACAAAAUCACACUCCCGACGAUCACUCAAAGACAGUGCUGCAGCGCUGGCUCAAGAAUAACGAAGACCACAUCGCUGAAGUGAAAGCUAGAGAUCCUCCAGCUGAGUUGCAAGGGGUGUCUGUUAAAGAGCUCGUAAAAGCAAUAGGAGAGAGUCGGGCCAAUGGGAAUGGUGCCACGCCACCGGCGACGCCCCCAAAGACGUCGCCAACCCCGAGACGAAGAGCAAGCUCGCCGCGUGCUGCUAAAAUGUUUUCCGAACAACCGGCUACAGCGGGGCAUCGCACGCCGCAGCCUGUAUCACCGCAACUGGCCAAAUGUCUUCAGGAGGAUCUGGGUCUGGCACCGCUGGCAAUCCAGCGCACUCCAUCAACGAGUCCAAAUCGAUCGUCGACGUCGUCAGCGCCAAGCAGUAGUAAUUCAUCAAUCACGGUAGCAACAGCCGUACGAAGUACCUCUAAAAGGAUCAGCCCUAUCGAAGCCUUGGCGCCAUCUGUGGCGCAAGCUGUGAGAGCUGUUUUUGCCGCAGUUUUAUGGUAUGAGGGCUUGACACCUGAGGCGAUUCGUGUUACUUCUUACAUAACUGUCAACAGCAAGUCCAACCACACGGUGUCAAUAGACGCCAAGGCAUCUCAGGACCCUUGUACUACUCAUCUACGGACGUUAUGGAAUAACGUUCUAUCCAACUGUAUGUUGGUUUUCAACUCGAAAUCGUCGUCAGAUAUUAAAGAUUUUGGAGCAUCGCCAUCGGAUAUAUACCACAAGGAUCGCCGACGACGUUCAGGGAAUAAAAGCCGAUUGUUGGUAUCGACGGCUCCAAACAUGUUCGGCAACGCAGCAGUCGCAGCCUCAUCAAUGGCAUCUUCUAUUAUUGGAGACGGUCUGCCUUCCAACGGCGUCUGUGGCCGUACAGGAGAGUCCAGCGGAGGCACCGUCUCUCUCGCUGGUAGUUGCGACAUGUGCGAUAUUACUGCCCAUCCCUCUGUUACGCAGCACAUGAAAGCUGCGCACCCCGGCUGUGGAGGUCCGUCCGGGGGAAAAGGAUACAACAGCAUUGGGAACUACUGUGGAGCCUGGAGCGGUAACUGCGGAGAUGGGGGAACUGAAACCUCAUGUUGGUAUCUGUUAUGCGAAGCCUGCCGGGCUCGAUACAAGGCAAAUGACGCGAAGAGACGGCAGAGUCAAAACACUUUGCUCAGCCAUUGCUCCGGUGGGGUCCACAGUGGUAAGGGUCUUGGAAGAGAAAUUCUCUCCCCCAUUGAUUCUUCCGAGAAGCAAAAAGUUGUCAUGCAGAACGCUUUGUUUGUCUUAAGUCUAUCUAGUCCAUGGGAUAACUGUGAUACAUCAAAGGGGACGCCAAAUGUAACCGUUUCCAACACAAAAGUUGGAUGCGCUCCAACAGAGGACGGCUCACCCGGUACUGCAAGCAAUAACAGCGGAACAACUUCCAGUGCUACUAAGCAUCCAUUCAGUGUUGAAAACGAGUUUGAAUUCGCUUCACUGGGGUCGUUGGGGGGAGUUGAUGAAGAACAGGCGAGAGCAGAUCGGACGGACAGUCAGCAGCUCAUUGAACAGUUCGCCCACGACUACCUAUCACAGGGCGCUGUAGCCGAACUGUUGUCGACGGAGCGUGCGCGUCAUUCAAUGCCACCGGUUGUAACGGCAAACAAUCCAUCUGCUGCCUCCACCCCUUUGGGACCGCGAACCUUUCAUCGUUCUGUAUCAAUAUCGAUUUCUGACUGGCGACGGAACCGGCCCUCACCAGAUUCAGGUCCCCCGCUAACCCUACUCAAUGCCGAGUCACGUCUUGCUGCCCUUGCUACUGAGUCCUCAAGAAUCCUGCCAAUAGUCCAGUUUGUCACGAUCUUCAAUGCCGACCUUGAUACUGUUCGAUCAAUUAUGAUCGAGGCUGUUCGCCGCCUAACGUGCCGUGUAUAUGCACUCCAGGCUCUUCGCUGGCUACUGCACAACGUAUCACAAGCAACAUGCCUGCACGAUAUUCUAUGGUGCUUUGUUAGUUCAUUAAGCACAAAUAACGGUCCUUGUGCUAGCGGCGGGGCUGCCACUAGCAGUAUCAGUAAUUCUCUUAACGGAGGCGCUGGUGGACCCUCCGCGUCCUCUAUGGCUGCGGCGGCGUCUGCUGCAGUCGUCCAAGCUGCGGCGCCUGGACAAGCAGGCCAGCAGCAUUUCGUAGGCGCAAGUAGUGGCCCGAUUGGUCCGGGUGUCUUGCAAAUGCAGGACAUUCAUGGUGCAGCUGCUGCAGGACCAACUGUAGUGAAACCGGCAGCGGGGUUAUUAGGACAGGCCGCCAACCGUGGACAGGACCGGGACAGGGACAAAGAAAAAGAGCGUGGCGACAGCAAGGAUAAGGAAGACGAAGGAGUCUGUCUCUGCGAUCAUCCGCUGGAGAGUCUCGCCUUUGCAGUCAGCCAGCAAACUGCUCUGCCUCUGCAGACGGCAUUCCACAAUUUCCUCGAGUCCAUUUCUCUUUUGAUGGCGCAUCUGCGAACACCGUCGCCCCUGCAACAAAUGGCGGUUCGUUGCUGGUGCUUCCGGUUUUCCCCUCAAGAUCAUCUGUUCCUUCACUCGUCACAAGUUUUCUCUAACAUUUCGAAGAUUCUUAGCCACGCGGAAGAACAGCCCACGGCUAAUCAACGGAGUCAAGAUGAUUCUCGAGGUGUUUCUAUUCAACUUCUGAGAGAUAUCACCUCCCAGUAUGAAGUAACCACAUCUUCAAGGCAGGCGAUGGUCAAUUCGCUUGUGGACGGUUCGACUGAAACUUUCUGGGAGUCAUCGGACGAGGACCGCAAUAAAACCAAAUUUAUACAGGUCAAAGCGCUCGGUAGUGAUGACGCACAUUAUGUGGCUAUCCAUAUCGAUAACACGAGGGACGUCCAAAAUAGGGUCGGACAUGUCAGUUUCAAGGUUGGUGACGAGUCUUCUCUAACGAUCGUGCGAACUGAAGAAGUAAGCAACACUUUUGCCGGUUGGGUGGGCGUCGAAACAUCGGGAAAAAAUGCAGCCGGUGCUCGAGUUGUUCGUGUCGAACUUAAAGGUCUUGAUCAAUCGUUGAGGAUUCGACAAUUAAAGGUUCUCGACAAGCCAGGUCCUAUACCUGAUAGCAAAGGAAUAACAACGCCCGAAGUAAUUCAGCACGGAAACUGCGAGGCGGAAACACUCAAGGUGUUCCGUAUUUUAACGUCACAAGUAUUUGGAAAGUUGAUCUCUGGAGGGGCAACCACAUCGUCGUCAACGGACGGCAGCACUGAUCUCAAAGAGCAUAUGGUUGGCAUACUAUUUAGUCGCAGCAAUCUUACUCAGCUGCAACGACAGGUGUGCGCACAUAUCGUAGCUACGAUCAAAAAAGAGACACAACGAGUACGUGAUGACUGGGAGCUGUCCCUGUCAAGCAGCUCGGCAUCCCAACUGGUCCCACAGUCGGACGCAUACUGUUUCGAAAUGUUAUCGAUGGUGCUAGCUCUUUCUGGCUCCUCUGUCGGCCGCGCAUAUCUAGCCCAGCAGGCUGGGCUUCUACGAGAUUUGUUUUCAUUGCUCCAUACGGGAUCAGCGCGAGUACAGCGGCAGGUGACAUCCUUGCUGCGGCGAGUCCUCCCCGAGGUUUCCCCACAAGUGCUAGCUUCGAUCCUUCAGGUGCCCAGUUUACCCACGGAGGACUACUCAAUCAUCGGCCUUGGUGGGGAAGAGGAGCAGCCGGAACCGCUCGAUUUGCAUCGGCCGGGCAUUUUAGAUGUUCUGCUAGCAUGCAUUGCCAAGGCAAUUACAGUACAGAUUAAGACAAAAGGCUCUGGUGGCCCCUCUCAUAUGGGGCCUGUUACAUCUGGGCCUAUGGAUCAGGGAUUAAAAAGACAAGCAUCAUCAGCGGUCAGUCUGGCGACGGCUAUCCAUCCAAAGGACAAUGUAGGCAAUCGCUGGUGGCUGCGUGGUUGCUCAACUAGAAAACAUGCCCAGGUCAUAAUACAGCUAAUCAGGGAUAUGUGCGCAGGUUUACUGACAGAGAGCUGGGCUUGCGUUGCCAAAAGCGCAAUUGCUGAGAAUAUCAUUCACUUGACGAGACUAGACAAACGCUUUCGGGCCAACCCGCAAGAGUGUAUUAAGAUACCCACAUUGUGGUUAUGUCUUGCUUCGCUCUGCGUCCUCGAUAAGGAACAUGUAGAACGGCUCUCAUCGGGCCAAUGGAAUCGUAAAGAUUCACAACAAGAAAAACCAUUAUGUGAUAACCAUGAUGAUGGCGAAACAACGGCUAUUAUCCAAUGUAGUGACUGCGGGAAUCUGUGCUGUGAGUGCGAUCGAUACCUUCAUUUGAAUCACCGCCGAACCCGGCAUCAUUCGCGGCAAGUGUUUAAGGAAGAGGAGGACGCCAUCAAGGUCGACUUACAUGAAGGGUGUGGCCGGACGAAAUUGUUUUGGCUAAUCGCGUUAGCUGAUUCCAAUACACUGAAAGCGAUGGUAGAAUUCCGGGAGCAAAGUGCCGUUGGUGGAAACGCCGCAGUGGGUUCGUGCCGCUUUUGUAAAGCGCCCCUAACGUCAUCGACGAACUCGGCUCUCGGAGCUCUUGGAGCAUGCUCAAGUCCUGAAUGUAUCCAGAACGCACGGCGGGCCUGCACGAAACUUCAUCCCUGUGGCCACUUCUGCGCGGGUGUUCUAAAUGAGGAGAACUGUUUGCCCUGUCUUCAUGGAUGCCAGCGAAAAGAACUUCGCCAGGACGCAGAUGACAUGUGCAUGAUCUGUUUCUCAGAGGCGCUUUGUUGCGCUCCCGUGAUCAUGUUAAAGUGCGGUCACAUUUUCCACCGGCAGUGCACUGAAGAUGUUAUUGAUCGCCGUUGGCCAGGACCUCGCAUCACAUUCAACUUUGCGCUUUGCCCAAUUUGCAAGGCUCCUAUCGAGCACACACUGCUCCGUGCGCUGCUCCAGCCCGUGUGGGAGUUGCGUGAGGACGUCCGACGAAAAGCUCUGAUGCGUCUUGAAUACGAGGGUCUGCAGGCCAACAAGACGCUCUCCCAACACGAGCGGGUCUCCUACGCCAUGGAGCGAUAUGCAUACUAUGUUUGCUACAAAUGCAAAAAGGCCUAUUUCGGUGGUGAAGUGCGCUGCGAGCUGGAGGCAGGAGGCGCCGGCGGUGGCGGCGACGACGGAUAUGACGCUCGUGAAUUGGUGUGCGGCGCCUGUUCCGAUGUUUCAUCGGCGCAGAUGUGCCCCAAACACGGUGCAGACUUCCUCGAGUACAAAUGCCGCUACUGCUGCUCGGUAGCCGUAUUUUUCUGCUUUGGCACGACACAUUUUUGCAAUCCGUGCCACGAAGACUUCCAGCGUGUCACCAACGUGCCCAAAAUUCAACUGCCCCACUGCCCUGCAGGUCCGAAGCUAAAACAGUUGGAAGGCGACGAAUGUCCGCUUCACGUGAAACAUCCUCCAACGGGUGAAGAAUAUGCUCUCGGAUGCGGAGUCUGCCGAAACGCACACACAUUCUAAACCGCAACGCAGUAAGAACGCCGUUAACUAAAUAAAAAAAUACAAUGCAGCUAGAUCCACCGCUAUGCCGCCAACAAGUUAUCGUCAAUUUAGCAUUCAGCGGAAGUACACGCGAGCGAACACCACAAAGCGACAUUUAAAUAGUGAAAAAAGAAAAGUGUCUAAAGUUUUCCGCCAUUAGCAGGAGACUGGAAUCGAUUUCUGCAAAACUUAUCGGUCAAGAAGACGAGAUGCUAACGUGUAAGAACUUUGGUAUGACACAAAUCCAUUAAAUAGCUUGUGUUUACUAGAGCCUGCCAGCCGUGUACGCCUAGUGGACGCUUUUUGUUUGAAAUCAAACUUUUUUUUUGUCGAGCUAGUUAAGGUGAAAAACAACAACAACAGUAUGGAAAGCAUUACUUCUUCCAUAUAACGGAGAGACAACGAGAAGCGAGCUAGAUGCGUAAUUUCUGCAAGGGUUUUCUUGGUAGCGGAAACUCGAUUCAUCGUCGCGCCGAGUUUUUGAGGCAGGCGCGGAGAGACAGCUAAAGAGGGUAGGGUUUACAUAAACAUAUUAAUAUGAUUAUUAUUAAAAUAGGUGUGCUAGUGCUAGUCGACAGCGGAGGAACUGAUGCUUGAGAGCAGCAAGUGAUAAAAGAAAGCACGAGAUAAUCCUAAGAUACGUUAUGAAAAAAGGUAAACCGUACGAGAUGUUUAUUUAUGGGUUUAUAAACAGUUUUAAAAUGGGGAUGAUGGAGUUGAGCUUUCCACGCCCACAGUCUUCUAUGGAAGAUAACUACUAGGGGCCAAGUGUUAGUCAGGCAAGUGACAGUCAUUCGGGAUAAUGUGAAAAAGCAAAUGAACAUGUGCAACCGACAGUGCAUAAAUAUAAUAUGCGAUACAAAUAUGAGCAGUAGGCAGAGUGGUAAUGAUAAACGUGUGCUAAAUUCAUACGUGUGAAUGAAAGGAACCGGGACACCAUUAAUAAAAUGAAAAUAGCCUGGGUCGAUUUAUGAGGCAACAGAACAAAGAGAUGAAAAUGUGGAAGGGUGAUACCUUCGAAAAGACACCUCUAGCGCAACAACACAUGCCACAUAAUAAUGCAUACAAUUAUAUAUAUAUACAUAUAUAUAUUUAAACACACUGAGAAACCUAGAUCUAAAGGGUGUUUUGCUCAGACGCGUGGCUGCAAAUGGCUUUAUGGAAUAUAAAUGCCUUUUAACAAAGGGAGUGAGAGAACGUAAAAAAGCGCCUACGUUCUGCGACUUAAUACUACAAAUGUCCUAAACUUUAAUUUCGAUCUAACUAAUUAAUA
Molecule: messenger RNA, 16121 nt
Organism: Varroa destructor (honeybee mite)
Lineage: Eukaryota; Metazoa; Arthropoda; Arachnida; Mesostigmata; Varroidae
Gene: hiw
Product: MYC binding protein highwire
Biological process (GO): regulation of synaptic assembly at neuromuscular junction; axon guidance
Cellular component (GO): plasma membrane; nucleus
Molecular function (GO): ubiquitin protein ligase activity
Source: RefSeq, a predicted model, not a curated record